GGUCGCGUGCAAUUAUCGCACGACACCGUGUUACUUUACUGCCCUCCCACCUGCGCCGCCGUUGCUUCAACUCGACUCCAGCACCCCUUCGUCUCGUCUCCGCAUCGCCGCUUUCGCUCCCGGUGACCCGGACCCGCCGGAGAAGCCGCCAUGGACGAGGAGUACGACGUGAUCGUCCUGGGCACGGGGCUCAAGGAGUGCAUCCUCAGCGGCCUCCUCUCCGUCGACGGCCUCAAGGUUCUACACAUGGAUAGAAAUGACUACUAUGGAGGAGAUUCCACCUCCCUAAACCUGAACCAGCUCUGGAAGAGGUUUAGAGGGGAAGACAAGCCACCGGCACAUCUAGGUGCAAGCAGAGAUUACAAUGUAGACAUGGUUCCAAAGUUUAUGAUGGCAAACGGUACUUUGGUCCGUACUCUCAUUCACACUGAUGUGACAAAAUAUUUGUCAUUCAAAGCUGUUGAUGGAAGCUAUGUCUUCAGCAAAGGGAAGAUUCACAAGGUUCCUGCCACCGACAUGGAGGCUCUAAAAUCUCCUUUGAUGGGUCUAUUUGAGAAGCGUAGAGCAAGGAACUUUUUUGUUUAUGUCCAAAAUUACAAUGAAGCUGAUCCAGUGACACAUCAGGGGUUGGACCUCACAAGGAUUACAACUAGAGAAUUGAUCUCGAAACAUGGAUUGAGUGAUGACACUGUAGAUUUUAUUGGCCACGCGCUCGCUCUGCACAGGGAUGAUCGUUACCUAAAUGAACCAGCCCUUGAUACUGUAAAAAGGAUGAAGCUUUAUGCUGAGUCUCUUGCACGUUUUCAAGGAGGCUCGCCUUAUAUUUAUCCAUUAUAUGGGUUGGGUGAGCUGCCACAGGCUUUUGCACGUCUAAGUGCUGUUUAUGGUGGUACAUAUAUGUUAAAUAAACCAGAGUGCAAGGUUGAAUUCGAUAUGGAAGGGAAAGUGUGUGGUGUUACUUCAGAAGGUGAAACGGCUAAAUGCAAAAAAGUUGUCUGUGAUCCUUCUUACUUGCCUAGCAAGGUAAGGAAGAUUGGAAAAGUUGCACGUGCAAUCGCUAUUAUGAGCCACCCAAUUCCAAACACAAAUGAGUCCCACUCGAUUCAGAUUAUUUUGCCACAGAAGCAACUUGGGCGCAAGUCAGACAUGUAUGUGUUCUGUUGCUCAUAUACACAUAAUGUUGCUCCAAAAGGGAAGUUCAUUGCAUUUGUGUCUGCGGAAGCUGAGACCAAUAAUCCGCAGUCCGAACUAAAGCCUGGAAUUGAUCUACUUGGUCAAGUAGAUGAACUGUUUUUUGAUAUGUAUGACAGAUACGAACCUGUCAAUGAACCAUCUCUUGAUAAUUGCUUUGUUUCAACGAGUUAUGAUGCUACUACACACUUUGAGACAACUGUGACAGAUGUUCUUAGUAUGUACACAGCGAUUACUGGAAAGACCGUUGAUCUCAGUGUCGACCUGAGCGCUGCCAGCGCUGCUGAAGAAUACUAGCUAGAGAUUAUCCUUAUUAAACAAUGUAUUUCCUCAAGAUAUCAUACUUUAAAGAACGGUGUAAGACAGGCCCUGCCUGGUGGCUUGCCAGGUUACCACAGUACUGUGCUGCAGGUGCAGCCGAUUAAACGGACAGAAACAGCAUAUCACCGUAUAUCAUUUAUGUGGUGUUUAAACGGGCUGAAGACCGUCUCUGUGAACAGUGGAUGCUGAUAGAUGAUGGUGGUUCCUAUGUUCCUUACGUGAUUGAUCGGAUGGUUAACUUUAAACAGUGUUCAUGUUUGCUAGAACCAGCUCGUUCUUGUCACUGAUGUAUCGUGAUCACUUCUCAGAUAUGCAUCAGCAUUUCCGUUU
Molecule: messenger RNA, 1842 nt
Organism: Sorghum bicolor (sorghum)
Lineage: Eukaryota; Viridiplantae; Streptophyta; Magnoliopsida; Poales; Poaceae
Product: guanosine nucleotide diphosphate dissociation inhibitor 2-like
Exons: 13
Coding region: 151-1488 (445 amino acids)
Biological process (GO): vesicle-mediated transport; small GTPase-mediated signal transduction; protein transport
Cellular component (GO): cytoplasm
Molecular function (GO): Rab GDP-dissociation inhibitor activity
Source: RefSeq, a predicted model, not a curated record